Messenger RNA from Rana temporaria (common frog), 339 nucleotides. Its product is annotated as protein kinase C delta type-like. The record is from RefSeq and is a predicted model, not a curated record. The transcript is spliced from 2 exons. NCBI's taxonomy places the organism in Eukaryota, Metazoa, Chordata, Amphibia, Anura, Ranidae. Bases 33 to 338 code for a protein of 101 amino acids.
ACUAUUUCUCGUUGGGCAUCAUACUAUUCGAGAUGGCCUUCUUCGAUCACCCAUUCAAUGACUCUGAUGUGAGCAAUUCCAUAUUGAAUGAUUUGCCGGAUUAUCCAGAGGAUGCGGAUCCUGAUCUCGUGGCCUUUAUAGACAAGUUCCUGUGCAAAGAUCUGCAAAAACGAAAAGAGGCCAUGACCAACAUUCGAGACGACCCGUUUUUAAGAGGAAUAAAUUGGGAGGAGCUGGAGAUGGGAUAUACACGCCCCCCAUUUUUUGUUCAACGAGAGGUAAAUACAAUUUUGACCAGAUUUAUGAAAGGAUCUGAACAUUCCUUCCUCACUUAUUAAA